This is a messenger RNA of Venturia canescens, 5714 nucleotides long. It is a transcript of the gene Rubicon, whose product is annotated as run domain Beclin-1-interacting and cysteine-rich domain-containing protein rubicon. The transcript has 13 exons. The record is from RefSeq and is a predicted model, not a curated record. The coding region runs from base 279 to 3275 and encodes 998 amino acids. Gene Ontology annotation, molecular function: phosphatidylinositol phosphate binding. Lineage: Eukaryota; Metazoa; Arthropoda; Insecta; Hymenoptera; Ichneumonidae. Gene Ontology annotation, cellular component: intracellular membrane-bounded organelle.
GCCACGAUCCAGACUGACAAGAGAAGAAUUACGACGUCUCGUGAAAAAACGUAAACACGCGUGUCACAAAUACACGGUACAAUCUGCACUAAUCCACACGAAAUGUCAGACGAUCUCGUGACUAUCAGCUGUGAAAAAAAAACAAGAUCACCAAAUAAUCUCUAUAUCCUUUGAUUCACGAAUGCAAGCGUGUUUUUUGUGUACGUUGAGAAGUUUAGUAGAACAAAGGAUAAUAUGGAUAUUUGGUAUCUGGUAGAAAAUUUAUAAAAUUUUAUAAAAUGGGUGAAGACAAUCAUAUAAGAGAGCAAUGGCAGCUUCUACAGAGUCUACGGUCAACGGUAGAAGGUUUACUGGUUUACGGAGUCUCCAAUGUUUGGAACGUUUAUGGCGGAUUAAACAGAUUGCAUAGCGUUAUCGAACAGAUUUUCAAGCACGGAUGUAGAAUAUUUGAUCCAUUGGGUGAACCAGAUUGUUGGGUAUUUAUACAAGGCUUGAGUUGGCUGCAACCUUCCCUGGCAAUAUCACCCUCGGCUGUCCAGACUGACGACUAUUUGUUGAAUCUACCAGCACGAAUAACAUCUCGCAGAGAUCUAUUAUGGAUGUACAAAAGUUUGGAAAGUCAUUCGCUUUCUCAAAAACUGUCGUGGCUGCUAUCAGACAAAGAGCAUUUGUUGUCUUGUCUCGAGCCAUGGGCUUUUCUUUGUCAAGAAAGUUUGGCUGAAGCCACGCUUAUUUGUCUCAGAGCCGUGGAGAGAAAUCAGGCUGCCUUACUGACGGAAAUUGAUCCCUGCUUGUUUCUACCGGGCGGUCGUUUUUUAAAAAACAGCCCAAAACGUCAUCGGCGAUCGUCAUCGUAUCCAACAAAUUUUGGAAUCGUGAGGGACAAGACGCCGAAAAAUUCGUCGCAGACGAAUGAUCCUGAGGAAAAAGCUGGAAGAAUCGAAAAGGGGGGAAAGAUGGAUGAUGGAACGAGUGAAAAAAAUGGAAAUUUAACCGGCGACGUUGGAAGCGAAGAUCGGGAAAACGAAAUUUCUCUAAAGUCGUGGAACAGUUUGCCGGUGCUUUGCAAGGACCACGAAGUUUGUCAAAAAAAUUGUCCAUUGCCUUUAACUGUUUUCAUGGCGUCCAAUCGACCAGAAGAGGAUGUGAUCCGUGCUGAAAAGUCGAUAACUCUCGCAGACGUCAUAAAAGUCGAUUACAGUGAGGCUAAAAUGACAGAAACGUGUUCGAAAAAACAUUAUUUCAACGGGAAAAAACCAAAAAUUCCACUUCGAAAAUUAAGACACAAGAAAAAUUCGUAUCCAACGAAAAAUGAUAUUGUUGAUGCGUCCGACGUUCAAGAAUUUUCAAACAAUUUUUACGCAGAAAGAAAAGAAGACAUUGAAAAGUUUUCGAGUAAGUCGCGUGUCAGAAAGAUAGAUAAUUUUGAAAAAACUUCAAUCAAUUCUGGUGCACCAAUAAUUGCUAGUUCUGGGGACAUUUCGAAAAAUUCCGAUGAGCCAAAUUUCGAAGAAAGUACCGUAAAUCCGCUUCUCGUUAAUUCAGGAAAACGAGAAGAUGGAAAUUUUCUAAGCGAUAAAAUAAAAAUUGAGACUCAUCAAAAAGUGAGGAGGAAAAGUCUUUUUUCGUCCGGUUCAGCGCCAGAGUUUUCCGGCUCUUGGAGCCUCGGCGUUGAAGGUCAAAAGGAUGUUAGAACGCCGAAAAAAAGUUUUAUGGAAGAUGGGGGCUCCAGCAUUCAGCCUAUGGCAACCGGAUAUUUUCCUCGACCUCUUGAAGGGCAGAGUCUCACGAGCUUUCUCUCUUCUGCCCAGUUUUCUCGUGCCAAUGCCGAACUCGAUCGUGAAAAUGCUCAUUUCAGUAUUUCUGAAGCUAUGAUAGCUGCCAUAGAACAGGUAAAAUGCAAUCGACAGUUACGUUCAAUAGACGAAACCGUGGAUGAAAGCGACGAGGAAAUUAACAACUUGAAACAACGAAUUCGGAUGAGAAGACGUCAGAGGCAAGUGGAGCAAAGAAAAGCUGGAAAUUGGAGCCGGGAACUUUUAAGUGAUGGGAAAACCGACACCACAACUACGGAUCAGAGUGUGAGUCCUUUAUCCAGCUCACCAGGAACUCCAUCUGACAAUACAAUUUCGACGGAUGGCGUGGAUGAUCUUGAAAUUGAUGACGUUCGAAACUUAUCCCAAUUGCGAUCGUUCGGUGCUUCUAUGUCAAUGGCGUCUUUAUAUUCGGAUGCGGAUUUAUGUCGUUCGUCACCAAGACGAGGAAACGAAUCCGCCUUAACUGACAGUAUAAUUUCGGCAGAGGGAGUUGCUCUAUGUCUAAUAAGCAGAUUCAGCGAGCGACAUUUGCCGAGAGCCAGUGAGUUGCAGUGGCUCGUUUCCGAGCAAGAUGCACCGCAGCAGCUACUGCCAAUGCCUAAAAAUUGGUCCGCCAAUUUAAUGGAUGAAGGACAAAGCGAUGAUGCGACCAGUCAAGUUAUCCCCCUGAGAGGGACAAUCGAGUGGGCUCCUCCGCGUCCGCAAAUAAUUUUUACGCCUCACCCGCCACCUGCAAAAAAAAUUCGUAUAGCAAAACAGAAUUAUCGUUGCGCAGGCUGUGGAAUGAAAGUUGCCGUAGAAUAUGCGAACCGAUUUCGUUACUGCGAAUAUUUGGGGAGAUAUUUCUGUACCGGAUGCCACACGAAUCAAGUAGCGCUGAUACCCGGGAAAAUAUUGUCCAAAUGGGACUUCAACAGAUAUCCGGUCUCAAACUUUUCCUACAGAUUGUUGGACCAAAUGGCGGUCGAUCCAUUGUUUCAGGUCAAUGAUUUGAAUCCACUUUUGUACAGGCGGGUAAAACAACUCGAACGAACGAGAUUACUACGUACGCAAUUAUUCUAUCUCAAAGAUUUUAUGCUGACAUGCAGAUUUGCCCAAAGUGUGCAGGAAGCUUUGAAAAAACAACCGAAUUAUAUUUUCAACGAUCCCCAUAUUUAUUCUAUGCAAGAUUUGGUCUCCGUCAAAGUUGGCACUCUUACAACAAAGCUAAGCGAAAUUGUGCAAGAUUGCUGUGCUCACGUUUCCGAAUGUGUGCUCUGCGAGGCUCGGGGUUUUAUGUGUGAAUUAUGUUUCACAAAGGGUAAUUCUAAGGUAAUAUUUCCAUGGGAGCUGUCGAAAGUAACGAGAUGCAACGAUUGCGGCUCUUGUUUUCACAUCGAGUGUAAAAACCUGGCCAAAAACACGUUGAACUGCCCGCGUUGUUUGAGGCUACGUGAGAGACGCUCUCUCAAGGGUUAAUCCUCCUUAGCGAAAAAUUUAACGAAGCAAAUUGGAAAAAAAUAAUUUUCUUUUCUCCGACAAAGGAAUAUUUAUUUUCAUUGAACUCCGGAGCUUUUUCUCAAUUAUCGUAGUCAUCAUAAGCUGCCUAGUCUUUUUUUAGAUGAUGAGGCAUUUAAGCCACUUUUACACAGCAAAAUGUUGACACCUUUGAUUUAUACCAAAAUUCAGUAUUGCUUUUGUACAGACAGAGGGCUUAUUUCGGAAUAUUUCGAUUGCACAAUUCAAGAGAUUUUCACAGCCAAUUAAUACCUCAUUUUCUGCACUACUGAUCUGGUUCAAACCGUGGUUGUUCGGCCAGAUUAAAGAGUGGCAAAUCUAUGCGAAUCUGUGUGUACUUUUUAAUGCAGAAGAUCGAAGGUCAGAUCUGUGAAAAAUGAUUUUUUCUCACUGAGACCAAAACAAUUUUUGUUCAUAAGCGGAUCAAAAACUUUAACUAAUUCUGGUGAUCGGUGAAAUAGCUAAAUCGAGUCCCAAAACGUAACUAUUUAAUGCUCAUGAAAAAAAAUCGUAAUAACACCAAUCAAAACGGCGAAAUCAGUGCGUUUGUACACAAAAGUGACGUGGCAUGACUGAAAUACAUUUUUUCUCAGGAGGCCGGACCAACGAAAAAAUUAUAAAACUUUUCAUAGCUCUUCUCCGACCGUCGAUAGUUGUUAUUUUUGAGAGUUUCACUCGAUUGAAUUUUUACUAAUAUGAAAUUUUCAAUAAUUACCUGAAUAUUGAGAUCAAUAUUGAUAAACGUAAAGUACAAAUCAACUCAAUUGAGUAUUCUAUAAUCUUUAUCAAUAAUCCCUUUAACUGAAACCUGAGUUUUGAUUCUACAACUCGUUUGCGAAUGGAGUUACAUUCAAAAGUGAUCAAAGCAUCGAAAUAUAUUUAAUUUUCUAUCUUAACGUUCUUUCAACAAUGAUUUCGUACAAACUUAAAGUACACUUUUAAAAAUCGAAACAGUAUCGACAUCUCGUGGUAAAAAUCGUUUAAAUCCCACUCGAUCAUUCGACUAUGAAUUUCUUCAUCGUUUUAAAAAUCUCAAAAUAUUUUGUUUCUCUGCAAGUUCUUGGAAGGUUCAUAUUUCUUCAUGAUUUUUUCGUAAUCCGGCCUCCUCGAAUAAGAACACAACAUUAGUGGUAAGAUGCAUGAAUCGCACUGUGAAGUAUUUUUCGAUUAAUUUUUCCAAUGUUUUUUACCGAAAUGUAAAGAUAUUUUGCAUACGAUAUAUUUUUCCGGAUUUCUUCCGAGCCAAUAGAGAGCUAAAAUCGAUGAGCUCUCCUGGAGAAUGUCCGAAAAUAAACAGUAGCGAUCGGAUAAUGUCCGAAGUUCAAAUGUUGGGGAUCAGAUUGCGCGCCGAGGAUCCGAGAUCUUUUUUAUGGCAAAUUUCUGUACGAUAAAAUAUAAGCAUAGUCGAGCUCUUGACCGCGUUUUACUCGAGAAGAAAUAUUUUUGCUUCGUUUCGUAACGACAUUCCGGAAGGAAAAUUAAUCGAAUUUAUUAUUUGUAUUCCAAUGAUCUAAAAAAUUGAAAGCCAUACGAGAAGAUUCCUGUGAAAAUAGUUGCAAUCGAUACAGAGUUUCGUAUCACGCUGAAACGUAAACGUUUCGCUAGAAUAUGUGACUCGAGUCGAUGGAGUUCGAACAAAGCUUUGGUUCCAUUUGUCAAAACAACAUAUUUAAAACUCGAUGAAAUUUCAGAGGCCUCGUUUCGAGAAAAAAAGGAAUAUUUUUAAUUCCAGAGUAAUAAAGACUGAAGCUUUGUUAAAUCGAUAUUUCCACUUGUAAUGUAACAAAAUGUACAUCUGAUAAAAUUGAUUUUUUUUCAAUCAACAGGAUGUAGAAAAAGUGUUCCUGUGACUUCACAGUCUAAUAGUAGUACAUGUUAUUUAAUGUAAUAACGCUAUUUAUAGUACCUGGUAUUUAUGAAAAAUAAUCGAACAAAUGUUAAUUUAUCGCUGUUGUCUAUUUUACAAAGAAUUUACGAUAAACAAAUAACCGCUCAACUUCGAUUGUUUUCUCUGUAAUUAAUUUUCCUUGACAUAUUUUUUCGGCUUCUGAAUGGAAAAUCACUGUAAGGUUGACCAUGAAUUUUGCACAGGAAAAGUCGUUAUUAGGAUUCACGAAAAAGUUGAAAUAAUCUUAUCAAAUUUGUAUAUUCCUUGCAAAAUUUCACUGGUGAUCGAACAAUAUUCAGAAACUAAAAAAAACUCAUUCAAAGAUUCAAAGAUAAUUUGAGAGCGAAAAGAUCGAGCACUGACUGACAGAACUUGUAAAUUUCGACGAAAAAAAGUUACAGCGAUUCGCAGUGGAUGCAGAAAGAGCUGCUUAUCCUCGGAAUGCAACGCUCCGAGAAAAUACACGAAACAUUUAAAUUAGUGAAAUUUGUACAAUAAACUAUUAAACUUGA